AUGUCCGGUGCUGUGAUCACUUCGCCGUCACCCGCAAAGGUGGGUGUUUAUCUGAAGACUUUUGAUGCUGGCCUUCGUCUUCCUUUAACCAACUUUCAAGAGGAAUUGAUCCGUCACAACGGCUGCAACAUUCAGAUGUUGACCCAUAGCGUUGUUCAUAAGCCACUAAUGAUAAAUACACAUUUUCUGCUCGUCGCGGAGGCCACAACCUUGUGCUUGACAGCAAACCGCAGAGAAACUGGAAAGAUAAAUGGUUGUGGGUUAACCGGGAAUUGGUUGGCCAAGAGUACCACCAGGCGAAUGCUUUGUUGGAUGUUACUCCCAAGUUAUUUUCCCACAACCAGGUGA
Messenger RNA from Lactuca saligna, 348 nucleotides. The record is from the annotation of a GenBank genome assembly. NCBI's taxonomy places the organism in Eukaryota, Viridiplantae, Streptophyta, Magnoliopsida, Asterales, Asteraceae.